Messenger RNA from Cebus imitator (Panamanian white-faced capuchin), 4397 nucleotides. It is a transcript of the gene GNRHR, whose product is annotated as gonadotropin releasing hormone receptor. Gene Ontology annotation, biological process: G protein-coupled receptor signaling pathway. Bases 48 to 1034 code for a protein of 328 amino acids. Gene Ontology annotation, molecular function: gonadotropin-releasing hormone receptor activity; peptide binding. The transcript has 3 exons. The record is from RefSeq and is a predicted model, not a curated record. Gene Ontology annotation, cellular component: membrane. NCBI's taxonomy places the organism in Eukaryota, Metazoa, Chordata, Mammalia, Primates, Cebidae.
UCAGAUACACCAGAGACACAAGUCUUGAAGCUCCAUCCUGGGGAAAUAUGGCAAACAGUGCCUCUCCCGAACAGAAUCAAAAUCACUGUUUAGCCAUCAAUGACAGCAUCCCACUGAUGCAGGGCAACCUCCCCACUCUCACCUUGUCUGGAAAGAUCCGAGUGACAGUUACUUUCUUCCUUUUUCUACUCUCUACAAACUUUAAUGCUUCUUUCUUGUUGAAACUUCAGAAGUGGACACAGAAGAAAGAGAAAGGGAAAAAACUCUCAAGAAUGAAGCUGCUCUUAAAACAUCUGACCUUAGCCAACCUGUUGGAGACUCUGAUUGUCAUGCCACUGGAUGGAAUGUGGAACAUUACAGUCCAAUGGUAUGCUGGAGAGUUCUUCUGCAAAGUCCUCAGUUAUCUAAAGCUUUUCUCCAUGUAUGCCCCAGCCUUCAUAAUGGUGGUGAUUAGCCUGGACCGCUUCCUGGCUAUCACAAGACCCCUAGCUUUGAAAAGCAACAGAAAGCUUGGACAGUCCAUGGUUGGCCUGGCCUGGAUCCUCAGUAGUGUAUUUGCAGGACCACAGUUAUACAUCUUCAGGAUGAUUCAUCUAACAGACAGCUCUGGACAAACAAAAGUUUUCUCUCAAUGUGUAACACACUGCAGUUUUCCACAAUGGUGGCAUCAAGCAUUUUAUAACUUUUUCACCUUCAGCUGCCUCUUCAUUAUCCCUCUUCUCAUCAUGCUGAUCUGCAAUGCAAAAAUCAUCUUCACCCUAACACGGGUCCUUCAUCAGGACCCCCACAAACUACAACUGAAUCAGUCCAAGAACAAUAUACCAAGAGCACGGCUGAGGACUCUAAAAAUGACGGUUGCAUUUGCCACUUCAUUUACUGUCUGCUGGACUCCCUACUAUGUCCUAGGAAUUUGGUAUUGGUUUGAUCCUGAAAUGUUAAACAGGGUGUCAGAUCCAGUAAAUCAUUUCUUCUUUCUCUUUGCUUUCCUAAACCCAUGCUUUGAUCCACUUAUCUAUGGAUAUUUUUCUCUGUGAUUGACAGACUACACAAGAAGUCAUAUGAGGAAGGGCAAAGUAAUGAAUAUCUUCAUCUGGGAAUGAUUAACACAAAUGUUCCAACGUGUUUACAUACAAAUAAAGCAGGAUUUACACUUAAGUUAUCAUUCUUAUUCUUUUAGAAACUCCAUUUUCAGAGCCUCAAUUAUUAAGGAAAAAACUUCAGGAAAAAUACUAAAAUAUUUUCUCUUCAUCAUAAGCUUCUAAAUUAAUCUCUGCCUCUUCUGACCUCAUAUAAUACAUUAUGUAGGUUUCUUACCACUUUCUCUUUGCAUAACAGUGUACAAAUAUUUAAAACACAUGCAGUCUAAGUAAUGCACAAGGAUGCCAAAAAACAAAGGUGAGAAACCACAACACAGUUCUAAACUCAGCAUGUUUUGGUGAGUUUUUCUCCAAAAGAGGCAUAUUAGCAAUUAGAGUCUUAUGCUAUGUAAUACAUAGAGCACAGAGUCCCUUGCCCAUGAGGUCAAUUUUCCCUUCUGUUAAAAAAAAAAAAAAAAAAAGGAUCUAUUUUCCUCUUUGGCUUCAAAAGCAUUCUGACAUUUGGAGGAGUCAGUAACCAACCCCACCAACCACUCCAGCAACCUGACAAGACUAUGAGUAGUUCUCCUUCAUCCCAUUUAUGUGGAACAGGUUUUGAGGUGCCUCUAUAUAAACAGAUAUUUUAGAGGGGUUAGGAUUUGGACAGGGAUUUGGAACAUUCCUCUAGGCUGUAGAGUCUAUGGAGUUUCUGGUAACUAACUACCACAAAAUAACAAUGUUUUCAAAUGCCAUUAAGAAAAUACCCAUAUUGAGUAUGCUUUAUGUAUAUAAUAUGCCCUCUAUUUUAAUAAUGUGAAGAAUUUUUUGUCUAUCUCCUGAUCUUACUAAAUCCAUAAUUCAUAAAUAACAGAAAAAUUAAAACAAAAUUAAGCAAAUGCACAAACAAAAAGACGCUUGAUACAAAAAAGGAACUCUGGAGAGAAAACUACAGUUUCAGUCUGUACAGGUCAAAGAAGACAGAGUGUGUUGGGGAAGGAGGGAAGGAUCUUGAUGUAGCGUUUCUUAAUCUACAGCCUAAGCACAACACUAUAUUUCCAUGUAGGUUUUUAAUUUUAGUUCUAUUCAUAUCAUUUUAUGCAUUUAAAAAACACAAUCUUGAGAUGAUAGACUAGACUGCCACAGCAGCCCAUGGCACAACUAACACCUACUGAUAUUCACUUUAAAUUGUAUGAUUUCGAAAAUAUGUCUGCACAACACCACCUUUUUAUUUAAUUCAGGUUUGUGUCUACCUCUUCCAUGAAAAUAGGGAAGGGAUGAAAACAAUGGGAGUAUAAUAUCCAUUUAAUGUGAAAAACAUGAUGAGGGUCUUAAAAGAAAUUAAAACAUUUAACAUUUUUUAAAUAGGUAAGAUACCAUUAUAUUAACAUGAGCUAUGUAAUGCCACACAAAAGAUGAAAUGUAAUCUCUAAAUACUCUAAAUAGGUGUGUGGUAUUAUGGAAAGUAAAUUGCCAGCUAAUGGUAAGUGCUUUCUUUCUUUGAUUUGCUCCUCUUAUGCUUCAGGUUUAUAGUGUUGUGUUACUGGUUUUUUUCAUAUCCUACCUUAUUUUCCAAUUCUGUCUCACUUGAACUGCCUCUGUGUACUCACCCUUUCAUUCAUAGCUUCUUUAUUACUAAACUCAUAUCUUUAAUUGGUUAAUUCAUGGCCCAGUUCUAUAGUUGAAUUGGGCAAGGCUAAAAAUCUGUAGUGUGUUAAACUGCUCAAAAUUGGCUUGUACUCAUUCCAAGAUUUUAUAGUUCUCAUAGACAACACAGGGAUGUAAAUAAGUUAAAACAAAAUCAAUGUUUUCUAAGUCUCUAUGAUAUACUUAUUUCUAAACUGAUAAUUCUUCUGGAUUUAAAGGCAAAAAUAACACACUUGUACACAUACAAUCUAAGGGCUUUAUUACAUAUGUUUAAGGAAUGUAUCUCAGCUUGGUUCUCCUUGUGGGCUCAUUAUGGAUCUCUCUGAGGUAUUUCCUUGAGCAUUUUUUUUGACACAUUAAAUAAAGGGCUAUUCAAAAUCUUGACUCAGGGGUUCUUAACCUACAGUCCAUGCAAAAAAAAAAAAAAAAAACUAUAUUUCAAUGUAUUUUUAAAUUUUAGUCUUAUAUAUUAUUUUAUGCAUUUAAAAACACAAUCCUGAGAGAGAUAGACCAGACUGCGACAGCAGCUCAUAGCACAAAAAAAGGUUAAGAAUUCCUAUUUGACUUUGAGUAUUUAUAAGGGAGUCUAUUACAAUAAAAAUAUAACAGAAUGUAUUAAUCUGUUUAUAUGCAAACAUAAAAAUGUUAAUAUUGAAACAAGAUUGCUUCAAUAUGCUUAAUUAUUGUUUUCAAACUAACAAACUCUCCUAAGGCUCAAUAUGUGAUAAAAAACAGAAAUAAUUCAAUAUUCAUAUUAUGGUCCAUAAAUUAUAAUGUACAAUGUAUAAAUUAUAAUGUAAUAUAUAAACUAAAAUGUAUAGCUCCAAAGAUAAAUAUGGCUUUUAAAGAUAUUCCACUCAACAGAUAUUUCAUAAUUGAUAUUAUAAUUAUUUAUUUUAUGUCCUAUUAUAAUAAAUGGUAAGGAUUCCUUGUAAAAAAGGAAAUGUUCUACAGAGUGAAUCUAAUAUAUCAGAUAGUUGAGAUUCUAUCUUGGUUUCUCUUCCUUUACCUAGCCUAUAAAACUAGUUAAAAAUUGAAUUGCUUUUAGCAAUUCAGUUUAGUAAAGAAGUGACAUUAACUAAUGACAAUAAAUUGAACAAAGUCUACAUUAGUUCAAGUUAAGCCUAUUCAACAGAAAUAUAGUAGCUAAAAAAAUAUUUUGGGAGAGGUACCACAAACAUUCUCCACCAGAGAACAUAGCAUAAAUGAGUUAGAAAUUUCCUGAAAGAGACCUUGUCUUCGAACUUAGGUGGUAGUCAUAAAGAGAUAAUAUUUUUAGAUAGUUAAAAUACUUCUAGAAUUCCAUCUAUUUUACCGUGGUGUACUUUCCUACAUUGAACCGAUGCUUUGGGCUUCUUUAAUUACUACACAUUGUGCUCAUAUGAAUAAAAAAAUAUUUUAAAAGAAAAAAAAUCAGAUUCAAUCUGAUCUUGCUUAUCAUGUUUUAAGAGUAUUAAGAAUCAAGUUUAAAAUAAUUAGUCUAGUUUUAAAAGUUAUGCAACAUAUAAAAUGUAUGCAUAGCAGCAAUAGAUAAAUAUAUACAAAAAGUGUUAAUAUAGUUACCUGCGUGAUUUCUUAAAAAUUUUCUUCCCUGUGAAUUCCUGUAAUUCCAAAUUCCCAAAUGAACUCAUAUUGUGUGUGUGUUAAGAAAAAACACAAUAAAUGUUACAUGUGUGU